Molecule: messenger RNA, 675 nt
Organism: Funneliformis mosseae
Lineage: Eukaryota; Fungi; Glomeromycota; Glomeromycetes; Glomerales; Glomeraceae
Source: the annotation of a GenBank genome assembly
AUGGAAACAUUUUAUUCAAAACAAAAUAUAGUUCGAAAUGUAAUUCCAUGCAUGACUACUUCAAUCUCUGGAUACAAUGAAGUUCAUUCUUCAAAUUUUAAUGAUUUCCAACAAGCUAAUUCAACAACUAUUAAAGCGAAAAAGAGAAAAUGGAACGCUGAACAAUCUAUUUAUGACAUCAAUUGUUAUUCGGGAAUUCCAAAGAGAGUGGUUCCAAACGAAUUACAUUAUCAACAGCGACCAUCAGAAGAUUCGCUUUCCAUACUCAAACUAGAUUUAUCUGCUUUAUGUCCUGGACAUUCAAAGGAUGCCAGAUCAAGUAAGAACCCAUCUUUGAAUGAACACCAAUCCGAGAAGGUUUUAUCUUUAUUGGGUCCCCUCUUUACACCACCUUCAGAAUCUCCAACAAAAGAACCAUCUCGGAAAACUAUACCGUUAAAUAGCUCUCCUUGUUUGAAUGAACGUUCCAUGGAAGAAGCUUUAGCCUUACCCGAGCUAGGAUUAUCUCCAAAAAGACAUUAUAAAUCUGAUUUAAAUUUGUUCAAUUCUGAAUCGACAUGUUUGUUUAAUUCGAAACCUGCAAAAACAUCUUUGAAUUAUUUGAAUCAAGUAUUUCCUAAAUUAAAUAGGGAAAGAUAUGUUGAAAUCGAAGAUCCUAUGGAGAUAACAAACUAA